AUGUUAGAAAUAUUCUGGAAACGGCAUAAUAUUGAAAAUAAAAAAUUGAAAUGUUCAACAAUUUUUACCUAUACAUUAGUAAUCUUCUUUGGGGUUGGAACAUGGUUAAAUUUAUCAGGUGUAUGGAUUGAAUUUCCGUUAAUUGUUCCUGAACUGAUCGAAGGAUGGAAACUUCCGGCAACAUUAGGUCUCAUAUCAAAUUUGGCCAAUGUUGGCGUACUAGUGAUAGCUAUCAUUCGACGCUGUACCAAUCGUUCAUCAGCUUAUGAGAUACCAGCAAAUUUGUUUAUUUUAACCGUGGGAACUGGAGUUCUCAUUGCAUUAGGAUUUGUAUGGAAAAAGACAACGUAUAUAUUCGGUUCUCAACAUAGUACCUAUUUGAUGGUAUUAGCAUUUUGUUUAGCCACUGUUGAUUGUACUUCUUCAGUGACAUUUAUCCCAUUUCUUAAUCGUUAUGAAUCAUUUUAUCUGAAUGCCUAUUUCACCGGUGAAGCAUUGUCAUCAUUACUACCAGCGCUGCUAGGUGCCGUACCAAGUAUUCAAACUUAUUCAUUGAAUCCAUAUUCUAUAACGACUUAUCACAAUACAAUCAUCGCAUGCCAAUUUGCAUAUCCAUUAAUGAGUUUAUUAGCCAUUUUUAUUCCACGACUUUCAUCAAAAAUUAUUUACAUUUUAAAUACUACUGGAACAGCAACAUUUAUUUACGUAUUUAUCACUGCAAAAUUAUCACCUUGUUCACCGUUAGUUGAUCAACUGUCUGGCAAAGUGUUAAUUGCAUUUGUUUGGGUAUUUAUGUAUUGUGUAUUAUAUUAUGAACGAAUUAUAAUUGGAAAUUAUUUACUUCAUCAUUCUGGUCAUCGUGGUCUAUUUUGGUUUGGUGUUUUAACACAGAUUGGAUCAUUGAUUGGAGCAAUUAUUAUUUAUUUAUUAACAUCAGUAUUUAACGUAUUCAAAGAGCGUCAAUUUUGUCAAUAUUAUUCAUGUUAA
This is a messenger RNA of Didymodactylos carnosus, 987 nucleotides long. NCBI's taxonomy places the organism in Eukaryota, Metazoa, Rotifera, Eurotatoria, Philodinida, Philodinidae. The record is from the annotation of a GenBank genome assembly.